CCAGACUGAAUGAAGAGGAGGGCUAUGGGAAGAGGAGGAGGGAGCAUGGUGAUACAGCAGGACAAUACCAGCCAGACCUUACCAUAACAAGCGAGAUGGACCAGUACGAAUAGACAGCACAGCUUCCUGGGUACUGGUGGAAGUGGAGAGAGUGCAUUGCAUGCAGGGUGCAUAACACAUAUCCCCCUGCAUCCUCCACGUCUCUUCUCAAGUCUACACCAGGCCCCCGGCUUUUACAUUUGCAAUAAGGUAGCACAGAGGAACUGACCCCCCGGAUAUGUUGCGUUCUCAAGUGUAUGCUAUGAAGUUGUUGUGAGCACUCGCAUCAGCUGUUCCCAAGACGCCUAAGCAUUACUGUCCUUAACUUCCUGCUACAGUGGACAUCCCUUCUUUGUGGGAUACGUCCAGAGGAACCCUGCCAUCCUCACAGGGCGCCGAGUGCAGAGGGAUCCACGCCACUUGGCUCCUCCCACUGCACCUGGCAAUGGACUCGGUGUUUGGUGAUGACAUCAGCAUCAUUGCACAGGAGACAUUGGCACAAGAGGAGGAGGAAGAGGAGGAGGAGGAGGACUGGGUGGACAGUCCCAACACUGACCAGUCGGGAGACAUGUGCUCAGCCUCACACUUUGCCUUGAUAACAGCGUAUGGUGACAUCAAGGAGCGUCUGAGUGCCCUGGAGAGAGAGAACGCAACACUGCGCAGGAAACUCAAAGUCUAUGAGAUCAAGUUUCCGAUUAUCUCUGAAUUUGGGGAUGAGCAGAAUUUUUCACCAUAUGACUUGAAAGAAGACUCUCUGCUGCAGACUGAGAACCCCCAACAUGAUCUUCAAAACAGCCGAGAAAAGGAAGAGGAACUGGGAGAGAUGGUGCGCGCAUGUGAAAAGAUGUGUGCAGAGAGGAGUGAGCUGCACGAGGAGUUAAGUGAAAUGAAGGGCCUGGUACUGACACAUGUAGCCCAUAUCCAGUCUCUGGAGCAGCAGCUACAGAUGUGUGCUGAGCCGCAUCCGUUCCCUGGCUCUGCUCUCUCGGAUCCAGACUUACAGUAUCUGUCUCUACAUCAUGGGCCAGACAUGGCGCAUAUUCUAGAACACCCUAUGAGCUGGCAGGCUUCGCGUAGCCUGGAUUUGCAGCGUGAUGUGGCUGCACAGAGAAGAGAUGCAGAGUUAGAGGAAGCACGGAGAGAUCUGCAAAACGCACAACGCAGAGAAAAGCAGCUAAAGGAUGAUAUCCUACGCCUCGAGGAAGAGCUGAAACAUCUGCAAGAGACCCGGGAGCAGGAAUUGGCCACUGGACAGACCCAGCGAGAGAUGGCGUGGCUCAAGGAGGUGGGAGAUGACCAGGUUAAUCUUGCCCUGGCUUACACUGAACUGACGGAGGAACUCUACCGUCUCCGUGACCUCACAACCCUCCAAAGUCAGAUUCUGAGGUCGCUGCUGGAGGAGCAAACAGGACAGAGACACUCUCCUCCACCUCGUCAUUCCCCCUGCCCACUCCGACACUCUCCUUCUUCUCUCCACCAUUCUCCAUCCUCACAGCGCCGAUCCCCGGUCCCACAGUGCCCAUCUCCCAUCUUACAGAGAAGAUCUCCUGUGCCACAGUCUCCAGUACAUCAGCGCCGCUCCCCAGUGCCACCAUCCUCUCCUUCACGUAGAUCUCCAGCAUCAUCGCCUUGCCCAUCCCCUGCAAACAGUGAGAUUUCAUAUUCUAAGCCUUCAGCUCACCAGGCAAAAGCAUCUUUCCAGGCCCGCCGAAGCUAUUCUGAGAUCUGUGAGCCUGCUCUGUAUCCACGGUCACCCCGUUCCUUAUGGAUACCAGCAGGAACGGCAACCUUGCCCAAGCAGCGGUCCUACAAUGAGGGAUAUGCUGGCAGCCCACCUACUGUGCCCUGCUUCCAGGAACCUCCACAGCAAUCCUCUGAUGAGGAGGAGUGGAGUCCCCCAUCCCCACCCAGUCCAGAGCCUGGAGCAGUACGCUGUGCUUCCUUUUGUGCAGGGUUCCCCAUUCCUGAUGUGGCAAGCAGAAGAAUGUCAGCUUCCUACUCCCGUACAGAACAUGCACAGUCCUGGCCUUCCAUCAAUUUACUGAUGGAGACAGUAGACUCGGAGGUAAGAAGUUGUCCCCUGUGCCAGUUGGCCUUUCCUGUUGGAUACCCAGAUGACAUUCUGAUAAAACAUAUUGACUCCCAUCUUGAGAACAGCAAGAUCUAACAGCAGCUUGCCAUCUCUCUGUGGGGUUCCAGGAUAUAAAGAUGCUACACGCACUAAAUGGUCUACAGAAUAUUAAUCCCCAUAUUUUAUGCACUGUUGAUGAACACAUUAUGUCGUGAUGAUCAUGAGUAUCUAUAUACUCCUGUAUGAAAUACAGUAUAAUCACUGCUUGUGAACACACCUGGUUAUACAGUGAGACUCACUGAUCAUAAACACGAUGGGGUAUUUAAUAAUUGCAAAUGUUUGCACAGUAUAAUGAUGUUGACUCUAAACACCACUAAUGAACACUACAAACACAUUCCACUUUAUAAAACCUGUGGUUCUCCAGCACUUGUAGAACUACAACUCCCAGAAUAUCAUGCCCACCUAUGGCUGCCACUAGCUGGGACCUAUACUUCCGCAGUAGCUGUGAAGCCACAGAUUGUAUACCUUUAACCUGAACAAUGCUACAGGGGCACUUAAAUAUAAAAAAAAUACCCCUUUUUAAUUCAGGAAUGGGACUUUUACCUGGUUACAGAAGAUUCAGUUAAUGGCUUGAGAAAGUAAUUGUAUCUGUUCUACCAACCUGUCGAGCUCAGGGAGAACAGAAACCCCUGUGGAGCAGAGGGCUAAUCACAGGAGCAAAGCUCAGCCUCUUACUCUGCGCUCUUUUUUGAAACAGUGGAAGCAGCCAUUUUGUGAACUAAACCUGUUCUCAUGGGAGUAUAGCAUACUUACCUGUUUUUUUCAGGAUUCUCCCUAAUUUUGGGAGUGUUCCGGACUGGAGUGGGUGGGACCAGGAUUUUUGGGGGCACGACUUGGUGAUUCUCUUCAUUAUGGCCCUGUCCCUGCUGCAUUGCCUUUAUGCGGCGAAUCACCUCACCAUGCCUCCUGCACUUGUUACUUUCACCCUAUAGGAUCUGCCAGAGGGGAAGUCCUACACGUAGGCAUUGAGGUUACUGCUUCUAAGUUCAUAAAGUGCUUGCAUCUACUGUAUUUAAAUGUGAUCAUAAAUGAGCUGAUAUUAUCACCUGUACCAAAAACAUGGACAAGAGUCAGUGACUAAUUUGGUUGUAACUAAUCAGUUAAUGCACACAAAUGUACUAUCAUUUUAAGAUGUGUAUUAACUGCACGUGUCUUAAAUACUGCUGUGUAAUAAUUCUGAGUGCCCUGAAAAAUGAGUACACUGUAAUAAAUGUACAGUGUAUUUUUCAUUGUAUAAAAACAGUAAAUAUAACCAACAUCUGACUGGGAGCUGUACUAUCAUGGUGCAUUCUAAGAAUAUUGGGAGAUGUACUAAGCAGAGACAAAAGUGGAGAAGUUGCCUAUGGUAACCAAUCAGCAUUGCCGUAACAUUCAUAAUUUGCAUACUAUAAAAGUAUACAGAGCAGCUGAUUGGUUGCUAUGGUCAACUUCUCCAGAUGCAGGUACAGGCCCUCUCACAGUGAAUGGGUGGAACAAAGGUCAUUGAUUUCAUCAUACAUGCAUAAGGCACCAUAUAAUAAAUAGUUUUUGCCUCAAUUCUCUUUAAAUAUAGAACUAGAAUACUGUAUGUGUUAUUUACAAAUACUUGUUACUCAGUUUGCACCAUGGUAGUACAGUACAUUACCACUACUGUUGCAUACUGAGAGGCAGUCAUUUAGACUGGAUCAAUAGUUAGGAGUAUGCAAAGUAUGAUAAUUUUACUAGGGACGACUGACAUCACAGAGUAAGUCUGUGGGACAAACUGGAAACUCAACUAAGCAAAGGGUCAAUACUUUCUUGUAUCGCCAACUUUGAAUUUAGGGUGGGAAAGGUUGGUUCUGUGCCUACUCAUCUCUUCUCUAUUGCAAGUUUCAGGAUGGAAAAGUUUCCUUCAUUCCUCUGGUAAGCCUGAAGUGCUCCUAAAAUCAUUUGUGUGCAUGAUAAAAUCUCUCAUCCUUAAACAUUAAACUGGAUGUACGGUUCACAGCGGAGUCUCGUCACCCGCAAGUGUUGCUGCCAUAUUUAAACCAUGUGAAGAAAUGAAUUUUUAGAGGUAGCUGUUGUCGGAUGAGACCCAAGAGUGAAUGGCAGACAGUAUGGCACUAUAAUGAAUGUGGAAUUUAAUGGACUAAAAGGACUAAUUAAAGGACUAAAAGCUCUCUGCACCUCUUAACCCUCUCACUGCCAGAUCAGCCUGCAGUGCAUUGCCAAGAGAUAUUUCCAUCGCAUGCAGAAAUGUGUCUCUGGUCAGGCCCUGGCAUGCAGGGAGUUAAACACAAAGCUUCCUGAUGGGAGUUGCCUCUCCCUGACGUGUUAUACCUCAGCCUCUAACUUAUGUGUAAUGUAUACAUAUACAUACCUAUAUGUUUAUAUGAAUAUAUAUGUUUGUAUAUACACUGAGUCUGCACAACAGUGUCUGUAUUUCUGGCUCUGCUGGUCUAAUGUCUUCCCUCAUUGUCUGAUCCAGUGACACUGUGAGCCAGAGUGGUCUGCAGAGUGCUUCUCUUUGUGAUGUGUGCGGUAAAUGCAGUGCGUCACUCAUUUGUUGCGCUCUAGCCUUCCUAGUGCCAGAGCAAAUUCACUGUGCAUAUGACACUGUGAUGCCUGCAAUGGAACACACCAGAUUGUCCGUGGGACAUACUGCUCUGCAGUGUUUUGUGUGACGUGGUGAGCUGCAGUUCAAGUAAUAUGUGCUGCUCUGCAGUGCUGAAAUAUGCUGGUCUGCAGUGCUCAGUUUAUGAGAUUCUGGUAUACAGUGUAUGGUGUGCAAACUGCAUUGCUUUGUUCAGUGGAACAUAUUGCUCUGCAGUCUGCUGAUACGACAUGCUGCUCUGCAUUGUUCAGAAUGGCAUACUGCUCUGCACUGCUGGCGUGGCCUCCUAUUCUGAAAUGUACAGUAAAAUCUGGCAUUCUGCAGAGCUCAAUGUGUAACCUAUUGCUCUGCGGUGCUUAAUGAGUGACAUGCCGCACUGCAGUGCUCAAUGAUGGAAAAAAGCUACUCUGCAGAUCGCUCAGCUGCUCUCACAGUUCUUUGCAAAUUCCUGUCCUGUGUAAAUGAAUAAAAAGUGCUUUUUUUUAUUACAAA
Molecule: messenger RNA, 5234 nt
Organism: Pseudophryne corroboree (corroboree frog)
Lineage: Eukaryota; Metazoa; Chordata; Amphibia; Anura; Myobatrachidae
Gene: TBKBP1
Product: TBK1 binding protein 1
Exons: 9
Coding region: 485-2206 (573 amino acids)
Biological process (GO): canonical NF-kappaB signal transduction
Cellular component (GO): cytoplasm
Source: RefSeq, a predicted model, not a curated record